AUAGAUAUGUAUCAUUGUCAGUGGAUUAUAGGAUUACUGUUGGCUGGUGGGUCCUUACGUCACUAUAAAGUCAACACUAGAAAGGCAUCGCUUCGUUAGGCCCCGUAUUGAUAGUAAUGCAUACCCUAGACGCCCUUUGGGGGACACACGUGAUACUGCAUAGGUAGUGAUAUGCCAGCAUCCAAUAUGUUAAGACAAUGUUCUCCGUUCUAAAAGGCAGAUAAGAUGACAGAAGACACACUAUUCAACCAGAGAAAUGAGCCGUGUUAUAUGAUACAAGUGGCCGAAGUAGUACGCCAAAUUGUUGCACCUGAGCUGGAUUUCAAAGAUUUUUUCAACAAAAUCUAUGAGAACAUAGUGGAGUUUUUGAACUGGACAUCAUGACAUUUUGAUCGUUAUUACACCACUUUAGUAUACGCUGAUGUUUGACAGUCCCUGUAAAUCACACAAGGAUAUCCUGUUCUCAUACACAAACUUUUAUCGGGAUAUCACUGUCAUUAUACAACAAUAAGGCCUUUUCACAGUUGAAUGGAUACCCAAUAGUGAGAGUCCUGCCUACAGUUGUGUUAUAACAAAUCAACAACUUAAAAUUAUUAUUCGUUUAUC
Babesia bovis T2Bo is the source of this 606-nucleotide messenger RNA. RefSeq lists its product as uncharacterized. The coding region runs from base 226 to 384 and encodes 52 amino acids. Lineage: Eukaryota; Apicomplexa; Aconoidasida; Piroplasmida; Babesiidae. The record is from RefSeq and is a predicted model, not a curated record. The transcript has 3 exons.